GCUCUUACGUUGUUGCAGUUUGUACUAUUCGCCUCUUGUCGCUGUAUAUGAAAGUGUGCAAUUGUUUCAACUAUAAAUUUUACACCAGUUUCAAUUAAGCUUGUUAUAUAACAGUGGUUAGCAGAGGCAGUUUUCAUGCAAUAUGGGAUUUCUUGUCUUCGUAUUUUAUCUUCUGUUGAUAACAUCUACUCUCAUUCAAAGUCAGGAAAACGAAUUUCAAUUUCCUGAACCCAAACCCAUUCAACUGACAAAAACACUCGACAUUGGACAUGGUAACCAAGCUUGGGUGUUAGACAACGUAAUCACACCACAUGAUACCCAAAUCAUAGAAUCAGCUUUCCCAUUCGAUUUCGUGGAAUCAAAAGGAUACGUCUUCGUAUAUCAGAAUUAUUCAGCUAAUAUCCCACGUGAAGAUUGGAACUUUGGUCUCCCGCCCUGGUUAAAAGAGAUUAAUGUUUCCCUCUUUCAACAAAUGGAACUAUGGAAUCGAACUCAACCUUUCGUGGAAAACAUCCUUCAAAAACCGGUCAGGUUAGAAAGAGUCCAAACUGACUUUAUCGGUUCCUUAGAUCCCAUGACACCAAUGAAAAGUCGCUACUGUGAGGAAGGCCGUUACUUUUUAUCCAUAUUCUACCACAGUAAUUGGAAGUUGAACAGUUAUGGCCACGUUUCAUUCUACAGCGAGUCUCACAACCCGAACAUCACAGACGAGCCUCGUUUAGAAAUAACAUCUUCGGUUCAUCCGCAUGGACUUCGAGGCAUACUAUGGCCAUCAUGCCAUGUAACGUUAUUCCGAGGGCCAAGUAUCAACCAAUACAAAGGGAUUGAAAAACUGACGCUCUGGUUGAACACAAAGGAUGAAGGAUCAGCACCGGACGUCCCCACGUCCAUCACUCAGUCGAACGCAGAUAGCAAGGAAAGCAUGAGGAAUUUUCGCUUUCCUGAUCUACACCGUGUCAUUAACUACACGGAUUGCCUCACGAGAACAACUUACGAUGUAACCACUAACAAGCCGAUUCAUGUGCUAGAUGGCGUUUUCAACGCUGAAGAACUAAAAUCCUGGAAGCGACUUUUAUUUCGGAAAGGAGCCAAUAGUAAUGAAUGGGAUAGUUCGAUUGUAGAAGACGGAGACAACGUUAGGUGGUUGUGCUUGUAUGAUGUGGACGACUUCGCAUCUUCAGAUAUGUGGAAGCGACUGCAGGAUGUUCUCGCUUUUGUUUCCAACGAAACAGAAUGGAUGCCAUAUGACGUGGCAGUCAACUACCUUAAAUCAUACGACAACACAAGAAUACAUCCUGACGCAAAGGAACAUGAGGUGGAAUACACACUUCUGUUGUACCUAAGCGAAGGCUUAACACCUAAUGAUUAUGCUGAGACUAAUUGGGUGGUUCACCAACCCGACGAUGGUGUACACGGGUAUUUAGGACGUGGUGGGGAGGUCUUCGAAACCAUUGCUGCUGUAGCUCCUAAGUUUGGCCGACUGGCUGUCUUUCGAAACAAUGUAGAGCAUUCUGCCCAUCCACCCACAGUGAGUUACAUCGGUGGUCGUUUCUCUUUCGCGGUCAAAGUUACAAGGAACUUGAGGUUAAAUUACAUCAAGCGACUUUAUGAGAAACUGGAAAACCUUGAAAAUAUGAAUAAACAUUACCAAAGAUUAAACAGGCAACUAAUGUUUGGAUUGCAAGACGAGCCAACGCCCCAAGCAUUAACAACUGAAUUCUUGGGGGAACUACUACAGCGGGUUACUGAUAAAGUAAACGAGCAGCGUAGCGAUCAUUUUUCCAGCAUAGAAGAACAGUUUCUCAAGUCUACAUAGAACACAGCAAACUACGUUUUGGACUAAUUUGUUGCAAUUCAGGCAAAAUGAAACAACAUUUUGUAUUUUAAUGUGAUUUAAUCAAAUGAUAUAUAUAUAUAUAUGUUUACUGGCUGGUAAUUGGCGAAUUUGGGCCUAUACUUAUUAAUUACUUUUUAUUAGCAACGAUAGUA
This is a messenger RNA of Ciona intestinalis (vase tunicate), 1989 nucleotides long. The record is from RefSeq and is a predicted model, not a curated record. NCBI's taxonomy places the organism in Eukaryota, Metazoa, Chordata, Ascidiacea, Phlebobranchia, Cionidae.